Messenger RNA from Otolemur garnettii (small-eared galago), 4448 nucleotides. It is a transcript of the gene SATB1, whose product is annotated as SATB homeobox 1. Gene Ontology annotation, molecular function: DNA-binding transcription factor activity, RNA polymerase II-specific; RNA polymerase II cis-regulatory region sequence-specific DNA binding. Lineage: Eukaryota; Metazoa; Chordata; Mammalia; Primates; Galagidae. The record is from RefSeq and is a predicted model, not a curated record. Bases 1458 to 3851 code for a protein of 797 amino acids. Gene Ontology annotation, biological process: chromatin remodeling; regulation of transcription by RNA polymerase II. The transcript has 12 exons.
AUAAUUUAAUGGGGGCAGAGACGGCAGCGAGGGGGAGAGCGAGCGAGGGAGAGAGAGAGAGAAACGGCCCCGUCCGGGGACUCGCGCUCACACGCACGCACACACACACAAACACACACACACACCUCUCCCUGUGCCACCCAGCAACAACCGGCCUCGUCACAACAACAACAGCAACAGCCACCCUCUAGCCCGCCCGGAGACCGAGCCUAAAGCCGGGGCGACUCCAGAGGACGCUCUCCACCCCCCUCUUUCGUUUCGGGAAACUCCUAAUCAGUUUUGCCGGGGUUUCUGGGUUUCUUUUUUCCCCAAGUCCUAGUGCCAUUGUGGUGCUCGUUGUUUACCUCGGACUCUGGCGGAGUGAGAGCUUGGCGACUUUGGGGGGGAGGGGGCGGGGAGUUUGUCGCUGCCUAGGCGGUGGAGGUGGCUGGGGGUGCCUUCUGCUCUUCUUCCUCCUCCCCCUCCCCCCCAAUUCCUCUUUCUCUCCCUCACUCACUGGGACCCUAGACGCUCACAGCCCCGUGUCAAUGGAAAGGGAGAGGGUCCUCGGGGCUGUCGUCAGUAAGGACGGAAUCAAAAGUGGCAUUUUAGUGCCUUUCCGAGGCUUUUUUCGCGACUCUCUGCCCCCAACUCUCGCUGUCCCUCAGUAGAUGCCCUCGUUAGGGGUGCCAGGCUGUGGGGAAAAGUUUAAGGUUUGUUAAUAUUAGUCGCAGUGGUCGGGGAGGCGGUGGGAGUGAUUGGAAGGGAGGCGAGGUGGCCUUCCCCUCGCUGCGUUCUCCGGGGUUAUUGGAGAAUAAUAUUGCAAGUGACAGCCAGAAGUAGACUUUCUGUCCUCACACCGAAGAACCCGAGCGAGCAGCAGGAGGGAGGGAGCCUAGCGGACCUUUUCAUUUCCUUUUUGGAGACCUUGUCCGCAGUGAUUUUUUUUUUCUUUUAAAGAGAAUCCUCAGUCACCACCUCGCCUCCCCAGCACCACCACAGUGUACAGCUCAUAACGGGUUUUGCUUUGUUUUUACGAUUUGCCCCCCCCCCACCGAAUCACUUGUCAGAUCAAUUUUAUCUUCUUCCUCCUCUCGGCUUCCCACUCCUCCCUCCUCCCCAUUGAAAACCCCGUUCUCUGAGGUUAGACAUUUUACAAACCCCAUAUAUAUUAUUUUUCGAAUUGUGAUUUUUUUUUUAAACCCCUCUCUCAUGGCUACCCUUCUAGAUGUGUAUUUCUGCCCUUCCCCCGCUUAGGGGGGCGGGGGUAGGGGAAGGGAAAAUAAUACAAUUUCAGGGGAAGUCGCCUUCAGGUCUGCUGCCUUUUUUUUUUUUUUAAAUUAAAAAAAAAAAAGGACAUAGAAAACAUCAGUCUUGAACUUCUCUUCAAGAACCGGGCUGCAAAGGAAAUCUCCUUUGUUUUUGUUAUUUAUAUGCUGUCAAGUUUUGAAGUGGUGAUCUUUAGACAGUGACUGAGUAUGGAUCAUUUGAACGAGGCAACUCAGGGGAAAGAACAUUCAGAAAUGUCUAACAAUGUGAGCGAUCCAAAGGGUCCACCAGCCAAGAUUGCCCGCCUGGAGCAGAACGGAAGCCCGCUAGGAAGAGGAAGGCUUGGGAGUACAGGUGCAAAAAUGCAGGGAGUGCCUUUAAAACACUCGGGCCAUCUGAUGAAAACCAACCUUAGGAAAGGAACCAUGCUACCAGUUUUCUGUGUGGUAGAACAUUAUGAAAACGCCAUUGAGUAUGAUUGCAAGGAGGAACAUGCGGAGUUUGUGUUGGUGAGAAAGGAUAUGCUUUUCAACCAGCUGAUAGAAAUGGCAUUGCUGUCUCUAGGUUAUUCACACAGCUCUGCUGCCCAGGCCAAAGGGCUAAUCCAGGUUGGAAAGUGGAAUCCAGUUCCACUGUCUUAUGUGACAGAUGCCCCUGAUGCUACAGUAGCAGAUAUGCUUCAAGACGUAUAUCAUGUGGUCACAUUGAAAAUUCAGUUACACAGUUGCCCCAAACUAGAAGACUUGCCUCCCGAACAAUGGUCGCACACCACAGUGAGGAAUGCUCUGAAGGACUUACUGAAAGAUAUGAAUCAGAGUUCAUUGGCCAAGGAGUGCCCCCUUUCACAGAGUAUGAUCUCUUCCAUCGUGAACAGCACUUACUAUGCAAAUGUCUCAGCAGCAAAAUGUCAAGAAUUUGGAAGGUGGUACAAACAUUUCAAGAAGACAAAAGAUAUGAUGGUUGAAAUGGAUAGUCUUUCUGAACUAUCCCAGCAAGGUGCCAACCAUGUCAAUUUUGGCCAGCAGCCGGUCCCAGGGAACACAGCUGAGCAGCCUCCGUCCCCCGCACAGCUCUCUCACGGCAGUCAGUCCUCUGUCCGGACCCCUCUUCCGAACCUGCACCCUGGGCUUGUGUCAACGCCUAUCAGUCCUCAAUUGGUCAACCAGCAGCUGGUGAUGGCUCAGCUGCUGAACCAGCAGUAUGCAGUGAAUAGACUUUUAGCCCAGCAGUCCUUAAACCAACAAUACUUGAACCACCCUCCCCCUGUCAGUAGAUCUAUGAAUAAGCCUUUGGAGCAACAGGUUUCAACCAACACAGAGGUGUCUUCCGAAAUCUACCAGUGGGUACGUGAUGAACUGAAACGAGCAGGAAUCUCCCAGGCAGUAUUUGCACGUGUGGCUUUUAACAGAACUCAGGGCUUGCUUUCAGAAAUCCUUCGAAAGGAAGAGGACCCCAAGACUGCAUCCCAGUCUUUGCUGGUAAACCUUCGGGCUAUGCAGAAUUUCUUGCAGUUACCAGAAGCUGAAAGAGACCGAAUAUACCAGGACGAAAGGGAAAGGAGCUUGAACGCGGCCUCAGCCAUGGGACCUGCCCCCCUGAUAAGCACACCGCCCAGCCGCCCUCCCCAGGUGAAAACAGCUACUAUUGCCACUGAGAGGAAUGGGAAACCAGAGAACAAUACCAUGAACAUUAAUGCUUCCAUUUAUGAUGAGAUUCAGCAGGAAAUGAAGCGUGCUAAAGUGUCCCAGGCACUGUUUGCAAAGGUUGCGGCAACCAAAAGCCAGGGAUGGUUGUGCGAGCUGUUACGCUGGAAAGAAGAUCCUUCUCCAGAAAACAGGACCCUGUGGGAGAACCUCUCCAUGAUCCGAAGGUUCCUCAGUCUUCCUCAGCCAGAACGUGAUGCCAUUUAUGAACAGGAGAGCAACGCGGUGCAUCACCAUGGCGACAGGCCGCCCCAUAUUAUCCAUGUUCCAGCAGAGCAGAUUCAGAGCCCCUCUCCCACCACCCUUGGGAAAGGAGAGUCUAGAGGAGUUUUCUUGCCAGGCCUGCCGACCCCUGCACCAUGGCUCGGUGCUGCUCCUCAGCAGCAGCAGCAGCAGCAACAGCAGCAGCAGCAGCAGCAGCAGCAGCAGGUGCCUCCCCCUCCGCAGCCGCAGCCACAGCCCCAGGCCGGCCCCCGCCUCCCCCCACGGCAGCCCACCGUGGCCUCGUCCGCAGAGUCAGACGACGAGAACCGGCAGAAGACCCGGCCACGAACAAAAAUUUCCGUGGAAGCCCUGGGAAUCCUUCAGAGUUUCAUACAAGACGUGGGCCUGUAUCCGGAUGAAGAGGCCAUCCAGACUCUGUCCGCCCAGCUUGACCUUCCCAAGUACACCAUCAUCAAGUUCUUUCAGAACCAGCGGUAUUAUCUCAAGCACCAUGGCAAACUGAAGGACAAUUCUGGUCUAGAGGUGGAUGUGGCAGAGUACAAAGAAGAGGAAUUGCUUAAGGAUUUAGAGGAGAGUGUCCAAGAUAAAAAUGCUAACACCCUUUUUUCAGUGAAACUAGAAGAGGAGCUAUCGGUGGAAGGAAAUACAGACAUUAACGCGGAUUUGAAAGACUGAGAUAAAAGUAUUAUUUUCACUCAACAGUGCCACUGGUAUUUGGUAACAAAAUGAAAAGUCCACCUUGUAUUCUCUCAGAAGACCUUUGUCAUUCAUUGUUUGGCCAAUGAAUCUUCAGAAACUUGCACAAACAGAAAAGUUGGGAAAGGAUAAUACAGACUGCACUAAAUGUUUUACUCUGUUUUACAAACUGCUUGGCAGCCCCAGGUGAAGCAUUGAGGAUUGUUUGGUAUUAAAAUUUGUGUUCACGGGACACACCAAGGUGUGUACCCCGUAAGCAUGAAACCAGUGAUUUUUUUUUAAUUAUUAUUAUUCUGGAGCCUCAAACAAGCAUUAUAACUUCUGUGAUUAUGAUUUCCUCUCCUUUAAUUAUUUCUGUAGCACUCCACACUGAUCUUUGGAAACUCGCCCCUUAUUUUAAAAAAAACAAAAGAAUAAAAGAGUUUGUUACUCUAUUGUAUGUUACAAAAGAACUAUAGACUGUGGAAUGCAGUUUAAAGAUGACAUAUGCCAACAAAUGCCUUGUAUUAUAUGGCACUGCCGUAAUUCAAAUUUGUUUUUAUUUUGGAAAUAAAAGUUCACUGUAAUUUUUUUUCA